Molecule: messenger RNA, 984 nt
Organism: Necator americanus (New World hookworm)
Lineage: Eukaryota; Metazoa; Nematoda; Chromadorea; Rhabditida; Ancylostomatidae
Exons: 1
Coding region: 1-984 (327 amino acids)
Biological process (GO): chromatin remodeling
Cellular component (GO): nucleus
Molecular function (GO): catalytic activity
Source: RefSeq, a predicted model, not a curated record
AUGGCGAAAGCUUCCCAUACAUUGCAAAAAGGUGCUGUCGUCCAGCACACCGCCAAAGCCCAUGACCUGAAAGGUCAACUGCCUGAAGGGAGCAUGGAAUCUUUGGCAACAACCAUUCGUUUCGUGACGCUGAACUGCCGAACACUAUCGAGUGAACUCCAACAAGCCGCUCUAUCCAGACUUCUGCGAUAUCUCUGUGUGCCUUUUGCUGCACUGCAGGAAACACGCAUGAGAGAUCGGCCCGUCAUCAGCAUCGAAAAUUACACCAUAUACUGCGGCGAUGCUGAUGAGAACAAAGUAGGUGGCUGCGCGAUAGCUGUGAGGAACGAUUACAAGAACCUGGUGGAGGAAUUUGGCUCAACGUCGUCUAGAUGCGCCUUUUUACGACUGCGGGAUCGCGGAGGACGUAAACUCUGGAUCGUAAGUGCUCACGCACCUACGGAAACCGCUGAGGACAACAGUAAGGACGCCUUCUAUGAUGAACUCAAUGCGUUGAUGUCUAAAAUACCAAGCCAGCAGGUGGUCAUUGUCGGAAUCGACGCAAAUGCAAAGAUGGGACUCGAACAGCAAUCCGAUGUGCUAGGAAAAUGGUACUAUGCAGCGGAGCGCACGUCGGACAACGGUGACCGUCUGGUCGACUUGUCCGAACAGACGGGCCUCAUCAUCGCUUCCACGUUUAAGAGGAAUCAUCGACGCCAUCAGCUCACGUGGCAGGGGUCAACCCUUUUAACGCCUGAAGAGCAGCGCAAGCGGAAGAUGAGGACUCUUAAACUUCAGCUCGACUACGUUCUGGCGAGGAACAUUCCUCAGUCAGAUAUCCGAAAAUCUAGAGCUGUUUGGGACGUCGCGUUCGACUCUGACCACCGUCCAGUUCUUCUCAGCUUCAAGAUACGGUUCCACAAGAGAAACCGAGGAGUUCCUCUUCAACCGAAAAUCGACAUGGCAGGUCUGAAAGACGAUGAAUGCAGAAGAAAAUUCCGCUAA